Pecten maximus is the source of this 2351-nucleotide messenger RNA. Its product is annotated as glutamine synthetase-like. NCBI's taxonomy places the organism in Eukaryota, Metazoa, Mollusca, Bivalvia, Pectinida, Pectinidae. Gene Ontology annotation, molecular function: glutamine synthetase activity. Bases 143 to 1237 code for a protein of 364 amino acids. The record is from RefSeq and is a predicted model, not a curated record. The transcript has 6 exons. Gene Ontology annotation, cellular component: cytoplasm.
CACUUUAAUAAGUGACCAAUGAGAGCGCUCUGCUACUAGAGAAGAGUCGAUAUUACUGCGUGAUCCUCGCUUUUCCGACAGAAGAAUCUCUAGACUUUCAACCGUGAGCGACGCUUCUAUAAGAAUCUGAACUGUGAUCAUAAUGGCUGUUAUAAACAAUGCGGCUACCGACAAGGUGGUACUUCAGAAGUACCUUGACCUUGACCUUGGUACUGAAGAAGUGAUGGCAGAGUACAUCUGGAUCGAUGGCACCGGUGAAGGAAUCCGGAGCAAGUGUAGAACCCUUGACAGAGAACCCAAGGUACCGACAGAUUGCCCAAUUUGGAACUAUGAUGGAUCAAGUACAUACCAGGCAGAGGGUUCCAACUCUGACAUGUACCUUCAUCCAGUCAGUAUAUUCAGGGACCCGUUUAGAGGAGGGAAACACAAGCUGGUUCUGUGUGAAGUCUACAAGUACAACAAGAAGCCAGCAGAGACCAACAGACGAGCAGCCUGCAAUGCUGUGAUGGAAAAGGCCAAGGCAUCCAUCCCUUGGUUUGGAAUUGAACAAGAGUACACUCUGUUGGAUUUAGAUGGUCAUCCCUUUGGUUGGCCCAAGAAUGGAUUCCCAGGACCCCAGGGACCAUACUACUGUGGAGUUGGAGCAAACAAGGUGUACGGUCGUGACAUCAUCGAGGCUCACUAUCGUGCUUGUCUGUAUUCUGGGAUCAAAAUCGCUGGUUGUAAUGCUGAGGUCAUGCCUGCUCAGUGGGAGUUUCAGGUUGGCCCCUGUGAAGGAAUUGAAAUGGGAGACCACUUGUGGAUGGGUCGUUACUUGUUGUAUCGUGUAGCUGAAGAUUUCGGUGUAGUUGUGACUCUUGAUCCCAAACCUAUCGAGGGCGAUUGGAAUGGAGCUGGUGCUCACUGCAACUACAGUACCCUGGCAAUGAGGGAAAAGGGAGGCAUCAAGGCUAUCGAGGAAAGUAUUGAACUGCUGUCCAAACAUCAUGUCCGCCACAUCAAGGCGUAUGACCCCAAGGAGGGCAAGGACAACGAGAGACGAUUGACUGGUCACCAUGAGACGUCCAGUAUCCAUGAUUUUUCAGCUGGAGUUGCUAACCGUGGGGCCAGUAUUCGUAUUCCACGACAGGUUGCCGAGGAUGGAUGUGGUUAUCUUGAAGACAGACGUCCAUCAUCAAAUUGUGAUCCAUAUGCAGUCACGGAGGUCAUUGUCAGGACAACAGUGUUACAGGAAUAGACAUUAAAUUGGUUAUGAAUGAAAUGAAAACAGUUAUGUAAGAGAAGAGAGAAAGUAUAUAAGACUAAAAUAAGAUACUUGCCCAAGGACUUUGGUUUUCAUAAAGUCAAGGUAUAAAGAAAAUCUGUUCUUGAAGGAUUAUUUAUUACAGUAUGACCUUGACCUAGUACCAUACUCGUCCUAAUUAAGAUGUGCAAUUUUUAUCCAUGUGAGACUGCUUGACCAGUAUGUGAAUGGAAUUUUUAACAUUCAGUAAUGUAUACAUUAAUUUUUUAUCAAGGAUAGCUUAUACAUUGUAUUUCGCUACAUGGUUUCUUUCAAACUGCAAGGGAAAUAUUCUUACUUAAUUGUAUUACUAAAUAUUCUUAACUAACUGUUUUACAAAUAUAGCUAUCACACUACAGAACUGUUCUUAUUGUAUAUAACUUCAAAAUCAAAAUUUGAAAUGCAUGUGUGGCAUCUACAUUCUACUUAAAUAUUGGAACAAGGUGCUAGUGAGGGACGGAAAUUUAAUUGAUAUAUUUCCUUAUUAAUGUGCUUGUGUGUGAAUGACGUGUGUAUAGUCGAGAGGAAUAAGGCUGCGACUGGGAUUUAAGUACCGAAAGAUUAAGUUUGUAAGAGGUUGUGAAACAAUUAACUAGAUAAACUAUAUUAUGCCACAUCCUGGUGUUCUGCCAUGUUGGGUAUUACACCAAAAUGUUCUACAUAAAGGUUGGAAGUUGAGGAAGUUGUGUCAAGGUGACAUUGAAUGUAAAUGUGGCCUAGUGGGGAGAAAACUAUUUAUUUAGUAGGUUGUAUCAUUAACACAACAGCAGCAUUUCAUCAGAUCGCUAAAGGUAAAAUAGUGGAACUGGUAACUACGACAAAACAUAUACAUUAUCAUUAACCAUUUUAAUCUAGCGAAAGGGCUGUGGAGAUACAUGUAUAUAUAGCUACCAUUAAUUGGACCAAUUAAUCCAACCACAGUACUGUGUGUAUAUACAGCGGCCAUUGACCUGCACCUUGAUGGAGCAGACACUUGUAAAUAGUUAUUUUAUUGUUAUUUUCCUUAGAAUCUCCUCUCUAUAUGUAAUGAAAACCAUACUGGAAAAUAAAAUGUUACUUUUAUAAAACU